AUGCCGCCAGAUACAGGCCAAACACUGCCACCAAGGCUGGCCAGGAGGAGGCCUGGCUUUGGCCUCCUGUGGUUCCCAGGGCCUCGCCUCUCCUCGUCUGCCAUCUCCUCUGGCCCGGGUCCGGCGGACGAGGCGGGCAGCGAGGAGGCGGGCCCGGCGGGGGAGCCGCGCGGCAGCCAGGCCAGCUUCAUGCAGCGGCAGUUCGGCGCGCUCCUGCAGCCCGGCGUCAACAAGUUCUCGCUGCGGAUGUUCGGCAGCCAGAAGGCCGUGGAGCGCGAGCAGGAGCGCGUCAAGUCGGCGGGGGCCUGGAUCAUCCACCCCUACAGUGACUUCAGGUUCUACUGGGACUUCACAAUGCUGCUGUUCAUGGUGGGGAACUUGAUCAUCAUCCCCGUGGGCAUCACCUUCUUCAAGGACGAGACCACCGCCCCGUGGAUCGUGUUCAACGUGGUCUCGGACACCUUCUUCCUCAUGGACCUGGUGCUGAAUUUUCGCACGGGCAUCGUCAUUGAGGACAACACGGAGAUCAUCCUGGAUCCCGAGAAGAUCAAGAAGAAAUACCUGCGCACGUGGUUCGUGGUGGACUUCGUGUCCUCCAUCCCGGUGGACUACAUCUUCCUCAUCGUGGAGAAGGGCAUCGACUCCGAGGUCUACAAGACGGCGCGCGCGCUGCGCAUCGUGCGCUUCACCAAGAUCCUCAGCCUCCUGCGGCUGCUGCGCCUGUCGCGCCUCAUCCGCUACAUCCACCAGUGGGAGGAGAUCUUCCACAUGACCUACGACCUGGCCAGCGCCGUCAUGCGCAUCUGCAACCUCAUCAGCAUGAUGCUGCUGCUGUGCCACUGGGACGGCUGCCUGCAGUUCCUGGUCCCCAUGCUGCAGGACUUCCCGCACAACUGCUGGGUCUCCAUCAACAACAUGGUGAACCACUCCUGGAGCGAGCUCUACUCCUUCGCACUCUUCAAGGCCAUGAGCCACAUGCUGUGUAUCGGCUACGGCCGGCAGGCGCCCGAGAGCAUGACUGACAUCUGGCUGACCAUGCUGAGCAUGAUCGUGGGCGCCACCUGCUACGCCAUGUUCAUCGGCCAUGCCACCGCCCUCAUCCAGUCGCUGGACUCCUCUCGGCGCCAGUACCAGGAGAAGUACAAGCAGGUGGAACAGUACAUGUCCUUCCACAAGCUGCCUGCCGACUUCCGUCAGAAGAUCCACGACUACUAUGAGCACCGCUACCAGGGCAAGAUGUUCGACGAGGACAGCAUCUUGGGCGAGCUCAACGGGCCGCUGCGGGAGGAGAUUGUCAACUUCAACUGCCGGAAGCUGGUAGCCUCAAUGCCACUGUUCGCCAACGCCGACCCCAACUUUGUGACGGCCAUGCUGACCAAGCUCAAGUUUGAGGUCUUCCAGCCGGGUGACUAUAUCAUCCGGGAGGGCACUGUCGGCAAGAAGAUGUAUUUCAUCCAGCACGGUGUGGUCAGCGUGCUCACCAAGGGGAACAAGGAGAUGAAAUUGUCCGAUGGCUCCUACUUUGGGGAGAUCUGCCUGCUGACACGAGGCCGGCGCACAGCCAGUGUGCGGGCGGACACCUACUGCCGCCUCUACUCGCUGAGCGUGGACAACUUCAACGAAGUGCUGGAGGAGUACCCCAUGAUGCGGCGCGCCUUCGAGACCGUGGCCAUCGACCGCCUGGACCGCAUCGGCAAGAAGAACUCGAUCCUGCUGCACAAAGUGCAGCACGACCUCAACUCGGGAGUGUUCAACAACCAGGAGAACGCCAUCAUCCAGGAGAUCGUCAAGUACGACCGAGAGAUGGUGCAGCAGGCCGAGCGCGGCCGCGCGCUCUUCCCCCCGCCCCCGCCGCCGCAGGUCACCUCGGCCAUAGCCACGCUGCACCCGGACCGCAGGGACUCGACCUCGCCUGGCGCCACUGCUGGCACCCUUGACCCGCUGGACUCCGCGCGCUCGCGCCUUUCGUCCAACUUGUGA
Molecule: messenger RNA, 1980 nt
Organism: Orycteropus afer afer
Lineage: Eukaryota; Metazoa; Chordata; Mammalia; Tubulidentata; Orycteropodidae
Gene: HCN2
Product: hyperpolarization activated cyclic nucleotide gated potassium and sodium channel 2
Exons: 10
Coding region: 1-1980 (659 amino acids)
Biological process (GO): transmembrane transport; potassium ion transport
Cellular component (GO): membrane
Molecular function (GO): voltage-gated potassium channel activity
Source: RefSeq, a predicted model, not a curated record